Molecule: messenger RNA, 21512 nt
Organism: Podarcis lilfordi (Lilford's wall lizard)
Lineage: Eukaryota; Metazoa; Chordata; Lepidosauria; Squamata; Lacertidae
Source: the annotation of a GenBank genome assembly
GAGCUGGAGGCCUCGGGGUUGCCUGCGGUGGCGCUGCCCUUGCGGAGAGAGGCGCCUGGAGGCCCGGCGAAAGCGCGGCUGGGAGGCGGAGGGGAGGGAGCGGGAUCAGCUCAGCGUGGCAUGACGAGACGAGGCCCCCGGAGAAGUGAGCUAUGUCCCUUAUUGGUCACACUACAUUUCUUUUUCAUUAGCAGUUAAAUGCAGACAUGAGGGAUCGGCGCAGGUUCACUGGGCGCGCGCCGUGCGGUAUUUCCGGCCGUGAUGGAUUAGCCUCGGUGGAGGCGGCGGCGGCGGGGACGAGGGCGGGAGGGGGGAAAGCCUGCUGUCAGCAGCCCCAGCUGUGGACGCCUGUCAUGGGGGGAGGUUGGGGGGGGACACCGUGACACACGUCUCCGCAAAUAGGAAGGACAGGGAGAAGAACCAGGGCCUCGCAUUAGGGUCCAGGGAUGAGGGCACAGUGGCGGAUGAGGUGGGACAGGCUGGGCAAGGAGUAGGUUGGUUGUAUAUAUCACAGGCAAGUGUACCUAUUGGCAUUUCCCCGUUGUGUCUGCUAGUUGCCGGCACAUUCUCCCCAUAUAUGUGUUCGGCUGGUGAGCACUACUGGCUUUCUUGUUUUGUGAAUGAGUCUGGAACCGUCCUCAGUAUACACUUGUGCUUCAGAAAUUCUGGAAUUGUAGCAUCCAGGCACGUGGGCGAAGCAGAAGAAAAUGUGGUGCUUUAAGCAUUUGCAUAUACAUUUUAGAUGAUAGGGCAAUUGACAUUUUGAAGUGAAAGAUUCCAGAAUCCUUAAGUGUCAGACAAACUGUGUGCUGACCCCCACACUGAAGUGGAUUGUAAUCUCUAUGUUAACACUUUUUAAAAAAAGAAUACAUAAAUGCUAUCAACAUCUAGCCCACCCCAUUCCCAGGACAGCCAGCAAUGUGCUAUUUUACUGCAAAAUCGCAUCGCUUUAACCUCAUUUGUGCUAUCCCAGCUCAACACAGGCCAGUGACAAAUGGGAAGCAGUGCAAACAUUAUGAAGAUUUUUACCUAACACAUAUUGGAGGAUAUGUGGGUUGACUCUAGUGAGACAGAAGGCGGAGGGUUCUAGCUCUCCAUAUCUGGAGCAAUGUGAGUUACAUCUAAUAGCUGGUUUUAUCUGAGCCGAUCAUCAGAUGGGGCUUCCUGUUCCUCAGGUGUAGGAAGCUGAAUUUAAGGCAUAGAGGAGGGAAUUUAAACCUGAGCACUGUUCCUAUCCAUACAUCACAGGCUGCCCGCUUGUCCCAGUAAGAAACUAAAAGGGUAUUUUUAGACUUAAGUUUGAAGAAGGAACCCCAAGUUCAUCCAGGAACAGUAUUAACAAAGCAGUGAUAUGGGGGGGGGGUGAUUGUAGGUUAAAGCCAAAGGGCAUUGCCAGUAUUUUGCUUGGAAACAUACACACAGGCAAGUAUCACAAUUGUUAGUAGCAUCAGGCAUAACCAAAAGUUAUUCCAUAUUGUGAACAGUCAGGAAGUAAAACAAACCUACACACAAUCAAUGAGCAUCUGCUUCACAUGCAGAAGGCCGUGGGUUCAGUCGCGGGCAUCUCUACCUAGGGCUGGGAGAGUGUAAGCAGUUUUAACUAGAUGACCCAGUGGUCAGACUCAGUAUAAGGCAGCUUCUGACUACCACACCAUCUGUAAGUGUGCAUUCCUGUUGAAGGCAGUAUCUAGAACUAUCACCUCUGAUUAUCCCUGUUAAUACACAAGCGUGGGAUGAUGUAUCAUGUGGCAUUGUAAUGCUCUUAACUUACUCCUCUGAAAGUGUUUUCUGACAUCUCCCACCAGCCUCAUAAAAUCUUAAAAGAGUUACUGGUAAAUGUCAAAUGAUGGUGAGUUUUUGACACUUGCCGGAGCAUACUUAAUAAAGAGGAAGUACCUAGGGGGGCUUUCUGUUGGCCCUUACGCCCAGUGGUGUUUGGUUGGAUGCAGCAGGACUGAGAACAUGGCCAUCUGAGUUGGCUGUGGGGACAGCAGCAUGGCUGAGAGCUCUUGCUGCAGUUGCUUUCAUUAAUGUUACAGACCAAUUAACUGUGUAAUUAGCCGAGAUCCCCAAAGAGCUGCUGCUGCUCUGAUUACAGUGAAGGAGAGUUGAAGCCUUGCCCUUUAACUGAAGAAGUUUGAUCUUAGAGGACUGCGGGGUUUGGUGGCCAGCAGAGCAAAGGCAUUUUGCAUGUACUGAUUUAACCUUGAGGUUUGGAAUGAAAUCCACCUACGCAAGGCCCAUGGUGGAAACCUGACUCUUCAUGGCCUCUGUGAAUGUUGUGGUUGCUAGUGUGCCAGUUUCUAGCCCCUCUCCUCUCUGCCCAGGUGCCCAGCAGAGUGCCACAGUGCCCAUCCCUGUGCCUGGCUCUUCCUCCGACCUGCUCCCUCACUUCCUGCUGGAACCGGAGGAUGUUUACAUUGUCAAGAACAAACCGGUGACACUGGCCUGCAAGGCCACGCCUGCCACCCAGAUCUACUUCAAGUGCAAUGGCGAGUGGGUGCACCAGGGCGACCACAUCAUACAGCGCAGCAUGAACAAAACCACGGGUGAGUGCUGAAAGGGGUGGGGCAUCAAAGGGCAGAAGAGGAAUCUUGUUUUGAUGGCUGCAGGGCUGAUGCUCAGCUCCUGUCGCACUGCUGACCUGGAGUUAGGAGGCCUCAUAUUUAUACUGUUAGCAUAGCUUUUGUGCUUCUUUGGCUGCUGUGGUCUCCUGAGAUUUCACCAUUACAUUUUAAAGUUUUUUAGAGAUUUCUCACAUGCUUCUGAGCAUAUAUUUGCAACAAUCAGAGCCAGAGACAUGUUGGGGUUGUCCCCCCUCCCUUUUCUCUUGAUACUUGAGCUUCUCUGGAAACUGAACACAGCAGCGUUCUGCACACUUACUGCACUUCCACAGAAUUGUGACACCCAUUCAUGUAGAGCUCCUCCACCCACUGAUCUCUCCCCCCUUCCCUGCUUUCCACCCUUGCCUCUUUGCCCCCUGGUGUUUUGGCAGGCCUGCCCCUCAUGGAAGUGCGGAUCGACAUCUCACGGCAACAGGUGGAGAAGAUCUUUGGCUUGGAAGAGUACUGGUGCCAGUGUGUCGCCUGGAGCACGUCUGGCACCACCAAGAGUCAAAAGGCCUACGUGCGCAUUGCUUGUGAGUGGCGCCCUGCUUACCAUCCUGUCUGCUCAGGGGACCCCUCUAGGACUUCAAACCACCCAUCUUCCCUCUCCUAGAGCCUCAUUGUCAUUCCCCCCACCUACAGCUGAAAAUCAGAGCCUGUUCUUUCAUGUCUGAAUCGACUACGAUCAAUUGGAUGCUCAUGUUGGCAGGGAGCAGACAAGGCUGUGGCCUAGUAUGACCUGGGGGGUCUUCAGUGUCAUCUUGACACCACUCUAAGCCUCUCUUCUUUCCAGAUCUGCGAAAGAAUUUCGAGCAGGAGCCCCUGGCCAAAGAGGUCUCCAUUGAGCAGGGAAUUGUGCUGCCUUGCCGCCCUCCAGAGGGGAUCCCACCAGCUGAAGUGAGUACUGGCCCUGCAUGCUUAAUCCUGGGCAGUACUGAGGGGGCCAUUGGGGAGAACGGUUGAGGAAGCCCACCAGUAGCACAAAACCAAACCAAACCACUUCAUGGGGACCACCUGAUGUUGGAACCUGCAUCUCCCCAGCGUUGGCUUUGCCACCCUGCAGUUCCUGCAGACGAUCUAGGUUGGGUUCGUGGUAGCCCAUUCGCCCUCACCCUCAUUGCAGCCACUUGAUUGACGCCGGCCUGUCUCUCUGCAGAGCUCAUUAACGCACAUUUCGGAGCCUCCCUGGGCUGCCCUGGUGCUGAGUGGCCUGUCAAUCUCUGUCCCUCACUAGGUCAGUGCCAGAAUGUGUUUUCUUCUGAGACAAGUUGCAGUCGCAGUGUCCUUAAAGGCUACGCGGCCUGACCCAAUCCUCCUGCCCUAUGUGUGGCUUGUGUCUCCUCAAGGUCGAGUGGCUGCACAACGAAGACCUCGUGGACCCAGCACUGGACCCCAACUUCUACAUCACGCUGGAGCACAGCCUGGUGGUGAAACAGGCCCGCCUGGUGGACACGGGCAACUAUACCUGCGUGGCCAAAAACAUUGUGGCCCGGCGCCGCAGCUCCCCUGCUGCUGUCACUGUCUAUGGUAGGGCCCCACCAGGCGAUGGGAUGGGUGGUCCCCAGGAAAAGGGGACCAAUGGGCGAACAGCAGGUCUCUCCAUAAGUCUUCAGGGUUGGGGGCAAGGGCAGGAAUCUGGUUUCUUUGGAGGCUUGGCUGUAGCUCAAAGGGGAAGAUGAAGCAGUGACGGGGCCGUCUCAGGUGGUAGAUGCUGGUGCAGAGGUGGGGAGUGGCAGCCUGGUGUUAGGGAACAAAGCUGGGUGUGCCUCUAAGAUCACUUGCUGCCCUCAGAUGGGGUGGGGGAUGCUAGCCCACUGCCAGCACUGAAGGAAGAUUUGAACUGCCGGAGCCAGCCAGCUUUCAUAAAAGGAAAGGGGAAGAGUUGUGUGGAGGCCAGCUUGUCCUUCCCUUUGGGCAGCACCAUUUCUUGGGUUGGCCCAACUGUUUUGGGGUGUGAUGAAGAGGGGACUUUGCUAAGUACAUGCACCUCAAAAUGGGGGGAAUAUCCAUCCUGGAGGGAGAGAGGGGGUGGGCGGGGGAGCCAGGCUGUGUCAACGCGACAUCGAGAAAGCGAUGCUCCUGCAGAAUCUCACAGGAGAAAGCGGCAUGACCCCCCCACCCCACCCCCUCCUCCAAGUGUCCGCCCCUCUGCUUGUGACUCCUCCUGCAUCCCCCCAUGUUUUCCUGUGUAUUCUCCCCAAGCUGCACACACAUACCAAAAGCAAGAGGGAAGCUGGCACCCCAGAGCCGGCCGUUUUGCCCCAGGAGAACCCUGGAAGCGCUCGGCUCCUUCUCUGGGCCCAGAGAGAGAGCCCCACCUCCCUUCCUGCAGCCAACGACUGGCCCUCCCAGGGUGCACCGUCGUUGGGAGCUCUAGCUGAUGCUCUCCCUUCCCCCCAGUGAAUGGCGGCUGGUCGACGUGGACGGACUGGUCAGCCUGCAGCACCAGCUGUGGACGGGGCUGGCAGAAGCGGAGCCGGAGCUGCACCAACCCAGCACCACUCAACGGGGGGGCCUUCUGUGAGGGCCAGAAUGUGCAGAAAAGUUCUUGCGCCACCCUGUGCCCAGGUACUGCCCUGCCACUGCUGCGCACCUGCUCCGGCGGCUCUGUUUUGCUGUGCUCACUCGCACCCUUGGCCCCCGCCCCACCACCCACAGCAGCGGGAAAAGACUCGAAAUCUAACACAUAGGAAGCCCAGAGCAGGCUGAGCCACACACGCCUCCCACUCUCAGUCCACUCCAAGCCCCCCCCCUUUUCUAUUUCAGCCCGGAGUUCGCUGCUCACACAGCUUUGCCUAUGCACUAUCCCAUCACUGUUUGGUUGCCCCUUCCUUUCCCCCAAAGCGACCUCGAGCCCAGAAUGGUGCUGCAUGUUCCUGGGACUUGUUUUUUCAGUGCCUUCAGCUCUGUUUGAGCUACUGGUCCCAAGAGAGCAGCUGGCCUUUGCCUCGCCUUCCCCUCUUUGCUCUACCUGUCUUCCCCCACCCAUCCAUGUGUCUGUGUUUGUCCCUUCCCAUCUCUGAGCCCCUUCCAAGGCAUGUUACAAAUAUGGGAGGGCCCCCCUUGCCCCAUUAGAAGUGGCUUCUGUGGUGGCCAGCAAUGGGUCAGCCCUGAGCUACUUCAGCCCGGUCCCUCCUCUCUGUAGCUGACAUCGCCCAACAGUGUCCUCUCGACCCACCAAGCUGCUGCAAGCAUCCGGCUAGUGAGAUAUCUGCUUGGGCUUGGCGGGGUGGGGAGGUAGAAUUUAUGCUGAGGAUGAGAAACCGUUUGAGAUUUGGGAUUUUGGUCCCUAAGCCUCUGUACUGCCUCCUCCUGUCUGGCAGUGCCUGGCGGUUGGUCAACCUGGAGCAUGUGGUCAGUGUGUGGUGCAGACUGUACACACUGGCGAAGCCGUGAAUGCUCGGAUCCGGCGCCCCGGAAUGGGGGGGACGAGUGCCAGGGGCCUGAACUGGAGACCCGCAACUGCACCAGCGAGUUAUGCACUCACGGUGAGUUCCUGCUGCUUUUGGGGAAAUAGAAGACUCAUGCCGUGGGUGGAGAUAGAGGGGAGAGGUGCAGGUGGUGGCAUGAAUUUGACGAGCAUCUUCUGGCACAGGUGUGCCUCUCCGGGGUGGCCGUGGACAUAGGCAACUGGUGCUGCCUCCUGUUGCGUAGCUUCUUUUGAGCGACCUUCCGUUGCAGGCUGAUUGAGAUGUAAGGGCAUUGAGGCCUGUCAGUUCUGGUCUGCCUAUCUGUCCACGUAGGAACUAGCAGCCGUCUGCCCAGCACAGAUGGAAUCUCUGCUGCCUGGUUUAGCGUUGCUUCAUAGCCACAGGCUAGAAGGCAGAAACCCACCUUGUCAGCGGCACCCCCUGGCCCAUGCGUCCCGCCACAGGCUCCGUCCCGGAGGCCCCAGAGCUCUUCUGAAAGAUCACAACUGGUGCGCACUGGCCCAGCAAGCAGGCUGUGUGCCAGCCCCACCCCAAGGCAGGAGAGCUCUGCGCUGGCCCUGCCAGGGCGGAAGAGUGAGUGACAGGCCCCAUCCUGGCUCAUUAACUAUCCUAGCUUGUUAGGCCUCCUAGGGCUUUUCUCUUCCUUUUACAUCAAAUUAACCAUUCUCACAGCUGAAAUGAAGCAAUGGCCCCCUGCCCUCCCCAGGGGGACUCAGGCUGACGGUUUGACCCAGCUGGCAGUGGGGGUGGGGAGGAGGUGCGUGAGGGAUUCAGAGGGACAGCAGGGCAAAGUGCUGGUUCAAAACGCACACACACACACACACAACUGGUUCAUUCUUCCUCCCUUACAUACAAUUCCCUGUACAUAUGUUGCCUCAUAAACCAGACUAAUGCUUGCUUCUGUUAACACAGAAGCCUUGUUUGUUCUCUCUCACACACCCACACCAGGCCUGCAUUCUUUCUUUCCCGCCUUCCCCCUUCAGCCCCCACCAACCUGCCUUCUUCUGUACAGAGGCUUCAUACAAAGGACAACACACGCUCACACUCUUCUGCACAGCUGGGAUUUUGGCCAUGGAGCUUUGAAGGUUUCUACUUACUCAACCUUCAGAGAUCAUAAGCAAGAUCCCAAUUCUCCCAAUUAAAGACUGUCUGCCUUUACUUAGAAAUUAUGAGACAGGAGCAGAAGGGCUCCUUUUAACCCAAGCUGCAGCCUUACUAACCCUGCCCAAACCAACCUCUGCCACAAAACUUUUCCUGCAGAAGCACCCUUUGUGUCUAGUCUGUGUCUAGUCCUCCCGGAAUCACAUUUCAGAUCCCCUUCUGAACUAUUAUUUCUAUAAACAUAAAGAUUUUUAGAUAACACACUGGUUCGACAGACAGGGUUAUUGUUCUUAUGAACAAUUAAAUGGGCUUGUGUCCCAGGCAUGAUCUCACACUUACAAGACCCCUUUUCUGUUUCAGUCCCGGGUUCACCAUUCACCCAGCUUUGCCUGUGCCUCAGCACCCACUGUUCCCCAGAGCAGCCCUUUUCUUUGAUAACAUGCUGGUAACAUGGCUGUAGUUAUUAUAAAAGGGAACCACAACAGAUGCUCAUAAAAUACGCUGCUUGUUUUGAAUGUCAUCUUGCAUUUAUCUAAAAAUGGGUUGAGAAUCUUAUCCUGCCACCACCACCCCGCCUAAUUCAGACCCUGAUUCCCAAAGGAAUCUCUCAUGCUUUCCACCCAUUCCUCUCCAAUAUGGAUUUUGCAUCAUUUUUAAGACCAGGACUUGAAGAAGGCUGUGAGUUUAAUACUCUGCUCAAAAAGGAGGAGGUUGGAAAUGUGACUUUGCACUGAAAGACAGGGAAAGGGCAGGGGUUUGGGGCGGGGUUUUUUAAGGGAUCACAGGAUUUGGUUAUCAAUUCAUUGAUGACCCUCAUUGCAAGAAGGCCAAUGACGUUUCAUUCAGUGUCUCUUCCAUCCCUAGAGACAUUGGCGGACUUCCAUAGAUAAUUGCGCACCAUGCAGAUGAGCUCCUUCUCCAGAAGGGGAUGCCAUUAUUUUAUACAGGGCAACAACUGGCUCAGAAUUGCACACCUCUCUGUUCUCUCCUGCUUCCCCUUUUAGGAACGAAUGGCUCUGAGGAUGUGGCUCUGUAUGUGGGCCUGAUCGCUGUCGCUGUCUGCCUGGUGCUGCUGCUCCUAGUGGUAACCCUUGUCUACUGUCGCAAGAAGGAAGGGCUGGAUUCUGACGUGGCUGAUUCUUCUAUUCUCACUGCUGGCUUCCAGCCGGUCAGCAUCAAGCCAACCAAAGCAGGUGAGCAUCACGCCAGUCUUGGGGCAUCCUGGGGAUUUUUGGAGUCCUUUGCAUUGAGUGCAAGCAGCCUUCCUGGAGCCACGGUCAGCUGCCAGGUCUCGAUGUGGAGACGGUGUUUGUCUCUUCCACGACUGCAGAAAGGUUAGGUAAGAUACAGCUGCAGUGUGUCUUACCUUGUAGCAAAAUAGGAUGGUGUCUGCCAUUUUAAGAGUCCCGUGACUACUGUGCCAACUCUUAAUGUGCUCUUCGGGUUUCCUCCCCUACUCUGUUUCUCCUUCCUGCUGUUACAAGUGCUACAAAAAAUAAAUAUGAAAUUGUAGUAUUCAACACAUACUAGCUCAAGGGGAUUUCCCAUCCCUCUAUUCCAUCUGCACUAUUCUCAAAUUUAUUCCAGAGGGUUGGGGGAAACCCCAGAACAGAUUUAGAGGGUGGGGGAGAAUGUUUCAUUGCACACACACACACACACACACACACACACACACAUCAUUUGACUGAGAGAACAUUCAUUGUAGUGCUACGUUGAACAAAAACCACAGAUCUUAAAAGCACAAUGGAACCUGGUGACAACUAAAAACAGUGGUUUAAAGAGUUUCGUUGUUUAAUAAAUGGCUUCCUGGAAUAAGCUCAGCUGGUUAGAGCAUGGUGCUAAUAACGCCAAGAUUGCAGGUUCUGUCCCCAUAAGAGACAACUGCAUCUUCUGCAUUGCAGGGGGUUGGACUAUAUAUGAUCCUCAGGGUCCAUCCCAACUCUAUAAUUCAAUUCAAGUCAAGUGAGCAAAUGGGGAAAUUUCUGAUAACAGAAGACUAAAACUGUUUAAACACCUGAAGGCUUCCUACAGUAGGCAGCGUAAGCAGAGGAUAUCUGCAGAGGACUACGUAGGAAAAACCACAGAACCAAUAAACACACCAAAAAUCUCUUACAAAAUAAUUAUAGCCAGAGACUCACCUCUAGCCAUGCAUCUCUACGUUACUGAGCAUCGCCUUUGCUAAAGAAAGAUGCAACACCAGAGGGUUAGAAACAUGCCAUCUGCAUAUUUUGUGAGAACCUGCUAAAUUACCCUUUCCAGUUGCAAGGCCCUAAUGCUUCCUGCCAGCCCUCACUGGACUACAGGACACCAACCAGUAAGGGCAGCCUGGUCAGAACAGGAGCCUGUAUCAGGAAGGGUUUUCUAAUCAUCCCACCCCCAGCUCAUCUGCCAGGCAUUCUUCAAGUAUUUCUGAACUAGUUAAUUAAAGUUGGUUCCCCACUAAUCAAGAAACAUGAACUUCUAGAGGAAAAGUAGUUGCUGGAAUGGAAGAUGCAAGAACUUGCUGGCACAUCUCUGUCACAAUGACUGUCACAGCCCCAGGAAGUUAAAAAUGUAGGGAACCUAUUAUGUAAUGUAGAAGAAGUCAGUAAAAUCAAAUGGCCUUGAAGUCAUCAUAGGUAGUUGUAUAGUAAAAUGACACUUGUGGAUAAGCACAUCUUUCAUCCUAACCAAUCCAUUUCUGUCAUUUUGGAACCAGUUUACAAAGACCCACUAGCCUGGUUGGCAAAGCCAUGGCCCAAAGGUUUUAGGCCCUAAAACAGACCAUGGUUUAUUUUGAACACAGAGCCAUGGUCUAAAAUGGCUAAAAUGGCACUCUGAAUGAUCAGAGUGCUAGAGUGUGCUGCUCUUCCUGCUUGCCCCCUUCCUUCCAUGUGCUGCUUAGGAGCUGAAAGAAACCAGAUCCCUGGCCUCAUAUUGCAUGCAAACCAGCACUUGUGGUUUUGUUUUUCUCCAAGCAAACCAUGAGCAGUAACCAGUGUUUUUUCUUAGCUUACUGUUUGUGGUUUGCUGGGAGGGAAACAAACCACAACUGUUAAUUUGCAUGUAAGACUAAGCCAGUGCUCUGGUUUAUUUCUACUGCAAGGCAGCCCAGGGAGGAGAGAGGCAGGCACAAAGAGCAAGGGCUGGUCUGUUUUAAACAAUAGCUUCACAUACAUGUGGACUGGGUCGUUUAUGAGCAUCUAGGUGUGGGCGGAAGAGGUACCCUACCAUCAUUCCAUCAGCCACUCAGCUUUCUCAUCACCUCAUGAUGCGACCUUUGGCCUUUGAGGCUCACCUCUUUGCACCCUGACAAGUGGUGGGGCAUUAAAAUGACAACUGUGUCAUGUGGCCAACUCCCUUAGUCAUUCUGCAUUUGGAUAUCCUGCCCGGAUAGGUUGUAUGAAUUAGUCCGGACUCCUGGGCUCUGCAAGGGAGACGGUACUGCAUCUUUAGGAAGCUGUCUCUGGGAAAUAAAAUGCAUAACCUUAUUAAUACAAAAAGUGAUGGUUUGAACAGGGAUCUUUGUUUCUCGGGUCAUUGCAGCAGUCUGUUACCCCUGCUGGUUAAUGUAUUUUGUGCAACAUUGUCUGAUGAGAUGAUGUUUUGUGAUUAGGCUGCUAUCUACCUGAGGUGACUGAAAAUAUCUGCAUUUGCAUCUGUAAGCAAUAUAGGUCUGUAUAUUGUGCUAAGAAUGAACUCUCUUUUCCAUUCUGCCUAGAGAAGAGCUUUCAAUACGUUCAAACAGCACAUGUAUUUUGACCGGCUCAAUUUGUUGGGUUAUUGACAUAAAUCUCUCUCCUUUGCAGAUAACUCCCACUUGCUUACUAUCCAGCCUGACCUGAGCACCACCACCAUGACCUACCAGGGCUCACUCUGCCCACGUCAGGAUGGACCCAGCAAGUUCCAGAUUGGCAAUGGGCACCUGCUGAGCCCCCUGGGCAGUGGGCGCCACACCCUGCACCACAGCUCACCCAGUGCGGACCCUGUGGACUUUGUCUCUCGGUUCUCCACCCAGAGCUUCUUCCGCUCCUUGCCCAGGGGUGGUGCCAACAUGGCUUAUGGAACCUUCAACUUCCUGGGUGGACGUUUAAUGAUCCCCAACACAGGUGAGAUGGGCAGAGAAAGAAGGCUGGGGAUUUGGGAGGCUGAGCUAGGUAGGGAAAUGUGUAGGUUCUUUAUGAUGCGCGUAGGGACUUCCGGGGUGGCGCCAUCGGCAAUGGCGGACUCCCUCUGAACUGGAGGGACUAGCUCUGCGUGAAACGGGUCCUUUCCGCUACGGCGAAGCGGGGACCCUGUUAAAAAUCACAGGCGGAUGAAGCCUGUGACCGUGGGACUCGGCGGGCACCCUUAGCGCCCCCCCAACCCGCAAAGGAACCCACUAACGGGCUCCGAAGUGAAGAGGGGGAAGUGGUGCGGUGCUGUGAGUCAACUGCUAUUUCCGUGGAGCGAAGCCGCAUAGCCGUUGCCGGAGAGCGCUGCCUUUUUCCUGGGACAAUUUGGCUUCUAAAAUAAGCACCCGUGAGUACUUAAACUUUGAACAAUUGGACUUUAAAUAAGGACUUGCGAGCAGAAAGGAAUUGGACUUAAAGAUUUAUUUCAAUUUGGUACUGAAACGGGAAGGUCUAAACAGGAAGUCAGCCUUCCGUUUCUUUGUAGACAGAAUAAAGCAAAGACAACGUAAACUAGAGCUUAGAAAAUCGCUUCUAAAGGAUUGGCUUUCAUCAUUUAAAAUUGUCGAACCCCCCUUCGGCAGCAGGAGAAGAAGGGGAAUCUUUUUUGGACUGUUUAAACCUGCAGAAGUGAGUUUAAAGUAAAGUAACUUUCCACCGUCCUGAUCCUGGAGCGGGGUGUCAGGACUGACGUUUGAAGCUCAUUGACCAGAGACAAACGUUUUUGACAGAUAGUUAAAAGAAGAGAAACAUAGUGAUUCCACUGUUUCCUUUCGCACUUUAAAGGAACAAAUACUGACCAAAUAUCUCAAAAAGGAUACUCUGUUGCAAGAACAAAUAGAAGUUCUCCCCCUAGAGGGAGACUGUGAAAUUGUAACUAAUUCUAGGGAGCUUGCAGCUGUCACAGAUUACAAUCGUGGGAAUGGACUUGUGACCUUGUAGGACAAUGUAUUCAGAGGCUCUGUUGUGUGCUCUCUGUAAAAUAAGUGCCCUACUGGAACAGUUAAGUGAGAAGACGGAUUUGAUGACUAAUGCGGUCAGAAUUUUUGAACAGGCAGUGGGAAACUAUGUGGAGCCCACCCAGGAAUCAGAUCAGGAGUGCGUCCUGACAGAGCAGAUGAGAGAAGAGGAUGUUGCUGAAUCUUGGGCGCCAGAGAUGGAGGGAGCUGCGGCCUUGCAGGAACAUGAGCUUUUGGAUUUGACAAAUGAACUUGGAUUUGGAUUUGGAAAGAUAAAGUUUGGAUUGGUUUGGAAAUGGGGGGUUGGAUAGACCCCCCUAUGCAGGGAUGUUUGGACUUUCCGAGUCUGGCAAUGGGCCGUGAGAUGUUUGGAGCUGUGGGGGCUCUCAAUUUUGGAGGGAUUCUGAAACAUGUUUUUAAAUACUACAUGGAAUUGAGUCUGGACUAUGGAAAAGGGGCUGAUUUGUUGAAAAGGGUCAAAAACAUCACCAAGCUGGAUUUCCCACGAUUGAAGGGAAAAUAUGAAGAAGAGCUGCGGAAGGGACAUGGAAGUGACUUAAGGGCCUCGGAUAUAAGGUUACCAGGUUAAUGCGCUAGAUCGAUGGGAAAAAAGGACUGACAAAACCUGGGACCAGGAGGAAGGGACGCUGGAUGAAGAUUGGAUUGUUUUUAUUUCUUUUUUUCUUAUUACCAGGAUUGUUUUAUAAAAUGGAUGAAUGUUAGAAAAAUGUUGGAAUGAAAUUAGUUGGCUCUAGUAAAAAUGUUUAAAGAGUUAGGUAAGAAUAUUAUGGUUGUGAGAAGUCGGUAAAAAUAAGAUUUAAGUUUAAGUUUUAAGGUUUUUUAUAAGAUAAGAUGAAAAUAGAUUAAGGUAAUGUAAAGACAGAAUAUUAUGAAAUAUGGAAAGGAUUUGCUGCAAUAAUUAUUAACUAGGAUACAAAAAAAGGGAGGAGGAGGAGGUCAAAGAAAGAAGGUAAUGAGAGUUGAGGAUUUGAGAAUGAUGGAUUUAUUUUUGUCUGUUUGUGGUGUAUUUUUGUUUUUUGAAUUUGUAUUGUUGGAUGUGGUUUGUUUUUUCUUUGUUUUUUCUUUUUUAUUUUUCUGCUUUGUUUUUUCUUUGUAAUUCAAAAAAAUUUCAAUAAAUAUCAUUAAAAAAAAAAAAUAUGAUGCUCGUAGUUCCCUUCUGGACCAGCAUUCAAGCAUACACAUGCAAGAGACUGAGGCUUCCUGUUUGGCCUGUAUAGGAAUACGAUAAGUGAUCGUUUUGUGGAUAAAUUCCAGAUAUAAACUGCAUAUACCAUUUCCCCACUUUACGGGGAAAUUGUCCUGAUCCUGAGCAGCCCCUUAUUAAUGCCCAAGGGUCAGCAUGCCCAAGAGAACACGGAAUGUUUCUUACAAGCCUGGACCCAUAGGAAGGUCUGACAAGGGCUUGUCCACCCACGAGGCGACUGCCCCUGGUGUCAGGAUUUGCAGGGGCAGCAGAUCCUGAUAUUGAUCUUCCCCCCUUGUUCCUGGAGCUGGCUCUUCCCUCACAUCUUCUUCUCUGUUGGGGAGCAGGACAUCAUUUUGGGGUCUGCCUAAGGUUCAAAAAUGUCUUGGGCCAUCCAUGGACACUGUAUAUUGCACCCCCUUGAGCAAUAAUGUCUGUGUCCUUUAGGUGUCAGCUUGCUCAUCCCACCUGAUGCCAUCCCGCGAGGAAAGAUCUAUGAAAUCUACCUGACGCUGCACAAGCAGGAAGAUGUGAGGUACCCCUCUUACCCCUGAAAUCCUUCAACUACCGCGUUAGUGGUCAGUGGGACCCCUAAUUUCUCAUAUACCAAUUUGACUCCAGUCCACUGUAUGCCUGCCCCAUCACCUGUGGCACAUAAGGGCUCUCCUACAGGUUCCUGUAGAAUCCACACGGAGUUCUUGGACAACUGCAUCCCUGUAGACCUUGUCAUGCAGAUGGGCUGCAGAAAUUUGCCUCCACUCAUGAGGUGGAGGGAGCAGCAUGAAUUGAAUGUCACUGUGGAAGGUCAGCUACAGCAUCCAGGAAGGAAACAAAGUCUUGACAUACACAUUACUCCUCUUGCUGGAAAAUUCUCAGUGUAAUUCUAUCCCUUCAAGAUCCACAACUCCAGAUUAUCCCAUUCGGCAUUUCAAUCUCUUACCAGGCACACACUUGCCUGAAGGAAACAAAACUGAUUGGAAAUAGGCAAUAGGACUCAUCUACUUGUUCUACAUGUACAGAGGCUACAGGGCCAGUAGCACCCCAACCCUGAGCAUUUUACAUCAAAGCUCUAGUAAUACCAGUCUAGCGCUUCCCACCUCAUGCUCGUAAGAUUGAACUAUAUAAUCAACAGAGAUCACCCACCAUUUCUAGGCAGAUUUCUCUGUCGCAAUCUUAACUACAUCCUAAAAUGCUACCGAGCAUGUUUCUGAUUUAAUGUUUUUGUGCUGGCCCUUGACAGCCCACUCUUGCCCGCAUCCCUCUGCUCACAGCUGCAUCAACAGCAAAUGGAGAAAGCAUGCUUCUGUCAUGGCACAUUUAGUGUCAAGAAUCCCUUUGGUGCUGGUUGAGGAUUGAGGUGGGAGAUUUGAUUAGGACAUCUAAAGCAACCUGGCCUGGAGCAUGAAGGAUAAGUCAUGUUAGCUAAGCGGGUGAGAUCUGCCAGCCAGAAAGGACCUUGCCAGGCUGCUCAAUGGAGCAUCACCCUCUGGCUAGUCAUCCUCUAAGGAACUUGACUGCUGCACACUUGUACAAUUCCUGCCCCCGCCCUGUCCCUGCUCCCUUCCAAAGAAGGAUACCUAAUGCAACUUAUUCAUCGUGGAUAUAUUCUCAGAAACAUUUUUGGAGUUCCCACUUUGCAGAUAGCUCCAAUAACAGCUGUCUGCCAUAACUGAGGCAUUUCCACUUUUCCCACGAGCCUUACUCCAAUUCACACAUCUAGCUCAGCACUCAGAGUCCCAUCUAGCUCAGCACUGACUACACUAAUGGGCAGCAGUUCUCCAGGAUCUUCCUGGAUUACCCAGAGAUGCCGGGGAUUGAACCUGGGACUUUCUGCAAACAGACGCUGUGCUAUUGAGCCAUGAUCCUUCCCCAUUCCCUUAUGUCAGCAUCCAUUUCCGAUGCACUUACUGAAGACUGCCAGCUCCAGUUCUCUGCUUGGAUUGCCAGUAGUACAUGCUGACUAUAACCCCACCCAAUUUCUCCACUCUGCUUCCACCGCCCAGUGGUGAGAAUGCAGAUCCUGUUUGCUUUCUGUGCCCAUUGGAAUGAUAACCAAGGGAAACUAGCUCAUGGCAAUAGUCAGAAGCGUCUGUGCUUGGCUUUGUAUGCCCCUUCUCUUUCCAACUCAUGGUUUUCUCUCUUUUUUGAGGCUGCCCCUGGCUGGCUGUCAGACCCUGCUGAGUCCCAUUGUCAGCUGUGGGCCCCCCGGGGUGCUGCUCACCAGACCUGUCAUCCUAGCUAUGGACCACUGUGUGGAGCCAAACCCGGAGACCUGGAGUCUCCGCCUCAAGAAGCAGUCAUGUGAGGGCACAUGGGAGGUGAGUGCUUGGCCUCAGGCAGUUGCAAACCAACCCGAAGGCUUUAAACAAGGCUGUAUUGUACUUUUUGCUUUACAAAACAAACAACCUUCCAGGCCAAAGUAACCUAAAUUCUGAAACCUGCUUAAAUUAUGCAAAUCAGUCAUAUUGUUCAUAGGUUUUUUUUGCUUGCUUUGCAAACUCUAUACUGUUUCUGCUACUUCUGAGAAAGAGGAGGAACUAUGCGUGAUGCUGAAGUCUCAUCCUUGGGAAACAACGGAAGUCUUAUUCAGCUAUCCCUGUAGCUUUCUCAGGGCUUCGCCAUACACUCUCAAGCAUAUCUUUGCAUCCAAAUGUUAUAGAAACAUGCUUUGUAAUAUAUAUAUGAAAGCUGGAUUCUGCCUCCAGUAUUACAAUCUUACAUUUCCCCCCAGAAUUGUAGAAUAUACAUUGCCCUAUUUUCAAUAUUAGCAGAAUCUGAUGGAGUGUUUACUGCCCAGCACUGGCACAUUUGAUUCUGAUUUGUGUUCUACAGUAGAGGCUGUGAUGGAUCCCUCAGACUAGCUGAAAAUAGCUCAGUCAGUAGAGCAUAAGAUUCUCAAUCUCAUGGUUGUGGGUUUGAACCCCACCUUGGGCAAACAAUUCCUGCAUUGCAGGGGGUUGGACUAGAUGACCCUUGUGGUUCCUUCCAACUCUACCAUUCUAUGAUUCCAGCUUGAAUGUAGUGCAAAUGUUCCUAUAUGUGCCCCAAGAGCAACAAUCCUCCUACCCUCUCAAGCUCAGUACUGCAUCCUUGGUCCUAUAUACUAGCUGUUUCCUGCUGAUACCCCGCCCAUACAGCUUCAUUCUCCUUGUGUGUUGGCCAGCCAUUCUUGCUUUAUUUUUUUUCAGAAUUCAUAAACUGCUCUGGAUUCAAGGAACUACCCAAGCACUGUACUUCUAGCGUAUUAGUCAGCCUUCUCCUUCUGACACUUGUUUGUUUGCCAACAGACCUUUGCAGCUGCUUAAUUUUUGAUUAGCCGGUCACCUUAAUGAUUAUUUGUUCUUUUAAAAUGCAAUUUAAUUUUUUUAAUUGAUGCUUUUGCAGUGUACACCACCUUGUACGGUACAGAAAUGCUUCUAAAAACAAGCCACAAUCUGCACUGGCUCCCUUGUGCUGCUGCUUCUGUGCUCAUUGUGCCAAUAACGGUUGAUCAGGGCGGUUUUUCUCUCUCUGCCCACCCCUCCACCGCCUUUCCUGUUUCCUCAGGAUGUGCUGCACCUGGGGGAGCCCGUGCCCUCGGAACUCUUCCACUGCCAGCUGGAGCCCCAGGCUUGCUACAUCUUCACAGAACAACUAGGCCGCUUUGCUUUGGUGGGGGAAUCGCUCAGCAUGGCGGCUUCAAAGCGCCUCAAACUGGUCCUUUUCGCACCCACUACCUGUACUGGGCUGGAAUAUGAUGUCCGCGUGUAUUGCCUCAGUGACACCCGUGAUGCACUCAAGGUAUUACCCCACAAGGCCAAAAUGCUGCCCUGGAAAUGCCCCAAACAUAUACACCUUGAGCUCCUUUCCCACAAAUUUCCCACCUGCUCCAGACAUAAUAGCCCAUUAUUUGCUCAAGAAUCACAGUUGACCAGCCUUAAUGCUAUAGUAGUACAGCCUAUGUUUCGCUUCAGCGACACUGACCACAUGCCCAGUAUGUUGCUCUAUAAUUGCAGGGUGUCCGGCCUCACCUAGGCCUCUCCCCUUCUCCACCUUCCAGUGAUUUUGUCACAACAACCCAGAUCAGUCCCUUGCAACACCACACUGCGCCUCCGCAGAAGGCGGGAGGCACCAGGAAAUGGGUGUUGAUGGUUCUAGUCACUCAGCCCCUGCUUUGUCCAUGCAAUUCCAGGAAGUGGUACAAGUAGAGAAGCAGAUGGGGGGGCAGCUGAUUGGCGUGCCACGGAUCCUGCACUUCAAGGACAGUUACCACAACCUGCGCCUCUCCAUCCAUGAUGUGCCCAGCUCCCUGUGGAAGAGCAAGCUUCUUGUCAGCUAUCAGGCAAGUGUGCCCAUGGGCGCUGGGAGUGUUCUGUAUCAGAGUAGGCGCCCUCUUCUCCAGCCUGCUGUCAUUGCGCUAUGUCACCUCCCUUUUUCGUCUCUUAUUUAGUGGGAUUCAGUGCAAAGCCCCAUAUCCUCAGGACCAGGAAUGCCCCAUGUGAAAGAUGCUAAGCUCUUAUGAAGCUCCAUCCCCUAGCUGUAGUUGUGGGAGGGGGGCAGGUAUUUAUCAGUCUGCUUCUAUAGUUUGUCUAGUUCCUAAUUCUACUGGCAGUUGCUGACAUCAUGGGCCUGAUCAUCAUGCUCCUAGGAGCCUCAUUCCUUACCACUGAGGAAAUCCAUACAACCCCAACCCAAGCCUGCUCUCUUUCUCUCUCUCUCUCUCUAUACAGGAGAUUCCCUUCUAUCACCUUUGGAGUGGUCUGCAGCCUUACCUGCACUGCACCUUCACGUUGGAGCGACUUAGCACCAGCACUUGCCAGUUGGCUUGCAAAAUCUGGAUCUGGCAGGUGGAGGGUGAUGGGCAAAGCUUCAAUAUUGACUUCAACAUUGCCAAGGUGAGGGCAAGGACAUGGCCAUGGGAGGGUUGGCCAAAUGACUUCUGCGGUACCCUUCUGGGUGGGAACCUAUCUAGCUUUUGAACGGGUUUUAAAUACGUUAUGCGCACUUGCGGUUAUUGUGUCGAGGACUGUUUCAUAGAAUUCCCAUGGAACAGAGUCAAAAGUGGAAAUGCAAGGCAGGGCGGCGUCAAUAGGUCUUUCCAUCCUAACAUGAGCAUAGAAAACUAUCGCAGGCUGGAAUUGUGUGCAUGCUCAGAAAAAGCAUAGAAUGGGCCAGUUCGGACAUAGCUUUGUAACAAACCAUAGUUUAUGAAGCCAGGUGGAGUGUUGGCUCUGCAUGUCCCCAUCCCAUUCAACCUUCCUUCCCUUGCACACAAGCUUUGGCGCAGGGGUUCUAGAACUAGGGCUGCCCAUUCCAUUUGAAAUUGGGGUUUACAAUUGUCCUUUUUAUUCUUAUUGCACCCUGUCCUGGGACUUUUUGUGAAGGGCAGGUAACAGGUAUUCAUAAUAAAUAAAUACUAACUAGAAUAUUAACCAGGGUCAGAGCUUGCUUUAAUUAUCCUGGUUAACAAACCAACACUGGUCCACCUCCCCAUUUGAGACGUUAUUAGGGAACUCUUAACUCUGAUCUGUGCAUCAACACCAACAUGCAAUGGGAGGAGGAGAGUGGCAAGGAAGAAGCAUGUGGGCCCAUUGCUCUGCCAUGGCUUAUGAGACUACAUGUGAAGCAGCCCAGUGUUAUGUGAGGUGUGAAAUUUAACAUCUUAAGAACCUUCUUUCAUAAAAGCAGGUUUUUUAGUUACUUUAGGGCUGUGAAAGUGUGGCCAGUGAUUACUGGAAUCUCAGAAGCCGGAGACGUGGCUAACUAGCAAUUAUGCUCAAUUUCCAUAAUCUGUAGAAGUCACAGGAUCCCAUUUUUUCUUGGUGCAAAAUACACCCGGCCCUGCGCAUCGCUGCUCUUUACGUCAACAAAAGCCUCCUUUCCCCCGCAGCACUGAGCCUACCCUUUAACUUUUCGUUCCCCUUCACUCCUCCUUUCCCAGUCAAGCGGGAGAUAUUCUUUGUGAUCUUUAGGUAUCCUCCUUCGCUAAACCUGUCAAGUAGACAGAAUUACCCUUCUGGGGAAUAUCUGGGAGAAAAUCAUAUUGUGUCAGGGAGGCCUCUCCACCUUACUUAAAGCAGCAUCAAACUGAGAGAGAAUAUAAAGCAGAAACAGCCUUGUCUUCACGGACACUCUCUCCUCCAUUGCCUCCUCUCACCAUGAAGACUUUGUUCGCCUUAUAGGUCCUAAUAGCUGCUCCCCUUUUCCCAGGAUGCACGGUUCUCAGACUGGCUGCCCCCAGACAAUGAGGCUGGCUCCCCUGCCCUCGUGGGCCCCAGUGCCUUCAAGAUCCCCUUCCUCAUCCGCCAGAAGAUCAUAAGCAGCCUGGAUGCACCAGGGGCCCGUGGGGCUGACUGGAGAGCAUUAGCCCAGAAACUGCACCUCGACAGGUAAAUCUCUCUUCCAGGAGAAACAAGCUGCAGCUGGCGCAGACCCUACCAAGUGGAUGAAUUUUGCUUUAGCAGGAACAGGUGACUAAGGUGGGAGGAGGGGUUUCUGUAUGGCGGGCCAGCAGGAACAGAUGCAGUCACAUUGUUUUUUCCUGUGACAUAGUGGGGGCAAGGAAGGAGAGGAAAUGGGGAGCUCAUCUGGACUUCUUUUUGUGCUGCAUUUCUAGAAAUGUGUCCCUGUGAAAACCCGUUCUUUACUGCUGAAUUGGAGCAAACGGCAAUCUGCAGAAAUCCCAAAUUGCCAUUUGUUCCAAAUCAGCAUUAAAGAGCGGGGUUUUUGCUGGGGCAAAACAAAAACGCUCAGACAGAGUUUUAAAGAGCAGGCCUGUGCCUAGAAAGCAUGGGGCAAAAGGUGUGUGCGACUAAGUGCUGUCUUGGGGCUCUUUCUCCUGGGUAAUAAUGGCCUCUCCUCUUUCCACAGCCAUCUAAGCUUCUUUGCUUCAAAACCCAGCCCAACGGCCAUGAUGUUGAACUUAUGGGAAGCCCGUCACUUCCCCAACGGGAACCUCAACCAGCUGGCGGCUGCUGUGGCGGAGGUGGGCAAGCAGGACAGCUCCCUCUUCAUGGUGUCGGAGGCUGAGUGCUAAGGCACUUGGUAGGGGCAGCACAGGCCUUUGCUGGGGGGUGGCAGAGGGCAUCUCCGCUUGAAGGAGGCAGUGUUCCCACACUUGUCCUGCUUUGAAUACGCCUGCGUGCUCCGUCGGAGGCAUCCUAGCCUCACGCCCUCUGUUCCUUGUGCCAAAUACAACUAGAAGGCAAGCACACCGGGCUCAGUCUCUAGUAGCCAUGGGGUGGUGGGGGAAACUACUGAAUGCCUGCCCUGCCACUGCCAUGGAAGCUCUGGGACUGGCCGAGGGAGGCUUGCCCCAUAUUCUGCAGUAGGCUGGCAAUGGAUUCUGAUGUACUUCUGUUGGGCUUAGUCAUAUACCCAGGGCCCUCUUCUUCCCCAGCAUGGGAAGAAAGGGGAAAGGAGAUGGCUGGCUUGGUGCUUGUGGGGAGUGACCAGGACAAAAAGGUAAGCUUGGUCCUGGAGCCGAGAAGCCCGUGCCUCUCCCGCUGCAGCCCCUGGAGUGUCCCAUGCUGCUGUGAAGCAGAGGGGGGAUCUGACAGGUUGUUUCCAGAGCCAUCUCUGUAUAUUUUUGCUCCAGCCCAAGAGAUACCCGUGACUUGGUCAUAGUGGGCCGCCCAGGGGUUGGUGGUUUGCUGACACUGGGGACCCCGAGGGGACAAGGAGAGGAGAUGGUCAAGGGCAGCCCAGGGAGGUGGACCAUGCUGUGCUGGAUGAUAGGAUCUGUGCCUCCUUAGUCCUUGCCCAGUGUAUAUGCAAAGGGAAUUGUGCGUGUGCGUGGCAGUCCAAUCCGUGCAGUGAACGUGUGCUGGGCCAGGCGGGCCCAUGCCGUAUUGUGUAAAGAUCGUUUUUUAUUCUGUAUUCAAGUGCAUUCAAGUAUUUACACUUGGCCUUAUGUACAUAUAAGCGUCCCGCACAGGGUUUUAGCGGGCAUGAAUGUAAAUAAAUUAUAUAUAUAUAUUGCUACAUGGGACUUCUUGUGUCUGUACUCAACACUAAGCCAAUGGAAGCAUUGCCAGAUCUGGAGUAAAGCAGAGAGAGUCCAAAGUCUCCGCAGAGCUUCC